Molecule: messenger RNA, 1662 nt
Organism: Fusarium coffeatum
Lineage: Eukaryota; Fungi; Ascomycota; Sordariomycetes; Hypocreales; Nectriaceae
Exons: 2
Coding region: 1-1662 (553 amino acids)
Cellular component (GO): Set1C/COMPASS complex
Molecular function (GO): transcription cis-regulatory region binding; protein binding
Source: RefSeq, a predicted model, not a curated record
AUGGCAUCAGAAUAUGGAAGCUCCCCUAAGCGAGAGCCCACCCCAACUCUACCAUUAUCCUCCAUUCCUCAAAAGCGCGCUCUCGAAGAAGGUCGUCAUAGUCCUGUUGUUCCCUCGCCAUUGAACCCCGAGGUCAAGCAUUCCGACUCCCUGGGCCCCGAAGAUGCAUCUCAAGCGGCGCGAUCCAAGUCGGCGCGUACGAAGAAGGAUACAUUGAAGAAACGCGAAUCCAAAGCCGUCGAGAGCGCUCGUGCAACUCCAGAUCCAAAAGUGAAACCGACGAAGCAGCAGAAGAAGCAGGUCGAUUCGAGUCCGUUUCGCUAUAAGCUUGCGCCUCCUAAAUUAUCCGACUUCGACCCUCCUCGCGGCCCUGUCAUGACCACACAUCAUGAGAUUACAGCACCCGAUGGUCAGACCGUAGAAUUCUUUGAGACGUCGGAUCACGUCUCCAACAAGAAAAGCUUUCGAUAUACGCACUGCAUCGCCGACCCCCUCUUUCCCUCUAUGAUCUACUAUCGAGGCACCGAGCCAGAGCCAUAUGGUCCUCACAUGAGCUUUGAGGACUCAGCAGGACAUGUCUACUUUGAUAAGACAGCCCGGCAAGUCACAACCGAUAAAGGAUUUCGCAUGACGCGAGCGAAUGUUGCUGUUCGGGAAGGCAGAUGGUAUUGGGAAUGCAAAAUCACACAAGGAGUCCGACCACCCAAGGAUGGCGAAUCCAAGCCAGAAGGCGGACAACACGUACGCAUGGGCUGGGCGAGACGAGAGGCGUCUCUUGAUGCACCAGUUGGCUUUGAUGCUUAUAGUUAUGGCCUCCGCGAUGUGGCAGGCGAAAAAGUGCACAUGUCGCGGCCUAAAGAAUUCUUUCCUGCUGGGGAAGGUAUUCGAGAAGGUGACGUGAUCGGUCUCGAGAUCCAACUACCUUCGGAGAAUUUGCACCGCAAGAUCAUGUCUGGACACUAUAAUCCAGUGGUUGACCAAACAGACGAGGAGCCUUCACCUACAGCUCAAGGCCACAACAUCGUCCGCGAUCGCCUUCCCAUCCGAUUCAAGGCCCACACAUAUUUCGAAAGAAUCGAAUACCACCCCGUCAAGGAAUUAGAGGAUCUGAUGAACCCAACAGGAUUAGGCAGUGGUGUCUCAGAAGACCCUGGUCCAAACCAUCCAUCUCCCAGUCUUCGCACCCUUCCUAAUUCUUGCAUUCGUGUAUACAAGAAUGGUGUUCUCAUGGGUACCCCUUUCGAGAACCUAUUGGGUUUUCUUCCACCAGCUUCUCGUCCCCAGACACAGGUUGGCGCUCGUGAAGGGCUUGACGACGGUAUGCUUGGAUAUUACCCUGCGGUAAGUGUCUUCCGUGGAGGCGCUGUGGAGGUCAAUUUCGGUCCCGACUUCUGGUACCCUCCUCCAGCCGAGCCUUCUGCGGAUAGUGCCCCCGGUUCAGUCCGCUCUAGUAACCCCCGCUUGAACGAGAUGCAUGCUGUAAGCGAGCGGUACCGCGAUCAGAUUGCAGAGGAUAUUGUCUACGACAUUAUUGACGAAGUCGACUUCUGGUCCCAAGAUGGCGGUGGUGCGACAGAUCGUCAAGGUGUAAGCGACAAAAGUGAGGCCGUGGCCAUGGCUCCAGGACGAGAGGAGAUUAAAGAGGUUGUACAAGACGAUUGA